CUCUCUCACUGUGGUUUCCUUUACUCAGCCCUCUCUCUUCUCUUGCCACAGUGUGAAACGGUUCUAAAGCAGAGCAGAAAGGCACGAGAGUGCAUUCAGACACUUUGAGACUGCAGUCUGAGGAGGACCAGCAGCAUGAGGGAAGAUGCUCCAAAUCUCCAAGAGGAGCAGAGCGAGGCCUAGCACUUAAACAGACCUCUGACUAACGGACAUUCGGAGCAUUCGGUUAUACACUUCUAAAUCUGACUCACAUCAUCGCCUGAAGGACUGCUAUUGUUUUUCGCAGUGAAUGUUAGUAUUGUAAGCUGCAUUUCUGCUUCCCUUUUUCGCCACACACAGGUUUGUGUGUUUCAGAGUGUGUGUUUCAGUGUGUGUGUGUGCGCGUUGUGCUUUCUGUCCAUUUUGAAACAGAGAGGACGUUGCUCAACAUAGAGCAUGUUUUCCCUUCGCGCUUGGGUUGCCAGCAUUUAAACACAUUUUGCGAAGAUUGUUUUAUUUAUUUUAAUUUAUUUUAUUUAUUUUUUUUUGCUGUGGCGUCUUUAGAUCGACCCGCCGUUUCUCAAUCAGACAUCAUGUCCUAAAAGACAUGAUUUCACCGCCGUUCUGGACUGAGAAGGAUUGUAGAGUCACACAGGAAGAAAGAUAGAGAGAGAGCGAGAGACAGAGAGCGCAAAUCAGGCCGCAAGCAAGGAAUUCUGGGAAAGGCCGUUGAUCGUGAUCGAAGGAAGCUGGGAUCCUGGAAAUCCUAAGGAAGAUAGUUAUGGGAAACGCGGCAGGCGGUACGGAACAGCCCGAGGGCACAGAGGCCGGGGUUAACCCCACGUUAGGUACCAUCAAGAAGAAAACGCCGCCUCCCAAACUGCCCAUGCCGCCCGAGGACGAACUGGAGGAGCGUUUCAACGUGGUGCUGAGCGCCAUGAACCUUCCUCCUGAUAAGAUGACACUUCUGAGUCAGUAUGAUAAUGAAAAGAAAUGGGAACUGGUCUGUGAUCAGGAGCGUUUCCAGGUGAAGAACCCUCCAUCUGCAUAUGUGAAUAAGAUCAAGAGUUUCUACCAGGACCAGGGAGGAGUGACACGCAGGUUUAAGAGGCGCAUCCAGGAGUCCACCCAGGUCCUGAGAGAGCUGGAGAUCUCCUUGAGGACCAAUCACAUAGGAUGGGCUCAGGAGUUCCUGAACGAUGAGAAUCAGGGUCUGGAUGUACUGGUGGAUUAUCUGUCCUAUGCUCAGAGUGAUGCACCGUUUGAGGUGGAGUCAGUGGAGAAUGGAGGAUCUGUUACAGACAACAGGAAGAUGUCAGACAGAUCUAUGGAGGAUCUGACCAAAAACACCCCAAUCUCAGCGACGCAUGGCAUGUCCCGGGCUGCUCGGGCUUUCACUGUCCGGCUGACUAAUCUGGCACAAGGCAGGAGAUCUCUGAGAAGUCGCUUAACCCAUAGAGACGAUGUCCAUGUUUGUAUCAUGUGCCUGCGAGCCAUCAUGAAUUAUCAGUCCGGCUUCAACCUCGUCAUGAGCCACCCUCGCUGUGUGAACGAAAUCACUCUCAGUCUCAACAACAGGAACCCCAGGACAAAAGCCCUUGUGUUGGAGCUGCUGGCCGCCGUGUGUCUUGUCCGAGGUGGACAUGACAUCAUUAUAUCCGCAUUUAACAACUUUAAAGAAGUGAGUGGAGAGAAGAACAGGUUUGAGAAGUUGAUGGAGUAUUUCAGCACUGACGACAGCAACAUUGACUUCAUGGUGGCAUGCAUGCAGUUUAUAAACAUUGUGGUUCACUCUGUGGAAAACAUGAACUUCCGGGUCCACCUUCAGUUCGAGUUCACGCAGCUCGGCCUCGAUCAGUAUUUAGAGUCUCUGAAGCUGACCGAGAGUGAGAAGUUGCAGGUUCAGAUCCAGGCGUAUCUGGAUAACGUGUUCGAUGUGGGCGCGUUGCUGGAGGACGCUGAGAAUAAGGGAGGACUGGUGGAACAUUUGGAGGAGUUACAGGAACAAAACACACAGCUGAGUGCUAAGCUACAGGAGUACGACAAUGCAGAGAGGGAGAAAGUGGCUGAACUCGAGCAGCAGCUCAUGCAGGUCACUAAAGAGUCAGCGAUACUCAAGGAGAGCUUGAGGGAGUCGUGUGCUCAGGUCAGCAGUUUGCAGCAGCGUGAGCGUGAGCGAGAGAUCCAGAGAGAGCGAGAGAAGCAGCAGGAGAGGAUAUCUCAACCUUCUCAGCUCGUGAGAGAGAAGGACAGAGACGCUGAGGAGCAGAGGGACAGCAAGCUGGAGCUAAAGCUGAAGGAGCUGCAGGACAAAGGUCUGGUGCGGCUCCAGAAGACGGCAUCAGGAUCUCUGGACAUCGAGGUCAUCCCUGUGACUGUGGUGCAGACCGUCCCUGCUGGUGUCACUGAGACAGACUCAGCAUCAGCCAAUCAGACUGCUCCCUCGGUAGCUCCUCCCCCUCCUCCUCCGCUACCCGCUUUUGCUGUGCCCCCACCACCACCACCACCUCCUCCUCCACCAGGGUGUGGAGUCCCACCUCCACCACCUCCUCCACCUCCUCCAGGGUGUGGAGUCCCACCUCCACCACCUCCUCCGCCUCCAGGUGGAGGUCCACCUCCUCCCCCUCCCCCUCCUGGGUGUGGCCCGCCUCCUCCCCCCGGAGCUCCUCCUGCACCGGGGGCUGAAACAGUGAUGAGCAGAAAGCCGAUUCAACCGAAGUUCCGCAUGCCGCUGCUCAACUGGCAAGCUCUGAAACCCAACCAGCUGGAAGGAACUGUCUUUAAAGAGCUGGAUGAUGAAAAUCUGUUAAAGGAGCUGAACAUGGACAUGUUUGCGGAGCAGUUUAAGACCAAAGCUCAGGGUCCUCCAACUGAUAUCUCCAAGAUGAAGGUGAAGGCUCAAAAAGCUCCCACUAAAGUUUCCCUCCUGGAAGCCAACAAGGCCAAGAACCUCGCCAUCACCCUGCGUAAGGCAGGCAUGAGUCCCGCUGACAUCUGCACCGCCAUCCAGACUUACAAUCAGCAGGCCCUGAGCCUGGACUUCCUGGAGCUGCUGGAGCGCUUCAUCCCAUCAGAUUAUGAGAUGAAGCUUCUGCAGAACUAUGUGAAGGAAGGACGUUCUCUUGAUGAUCUGUCCGAGGAGGACCGCUUUAUCAUGAGCUUCGGGAAAAUCCCACGCCUUGCUCAGAGAAUCAGCACGCUCACCUUCAUGGGCAACUUCCCUGAGACGGUCAAGCGGCUGCAGCCGCAACUGAACUCCAUCAUCGCAGGCUCCAUGUCCCUGAAGUCUUCCACUAAGCUGAAGAAGAUCUUGGAGAUCAUUCUGGCUUUCGGGAACUACAUGAACAGCAGUAAGAGGGGAGCGGCUUACGGUUUCCGACUGCAGAGUCUGGAUCUGCUGUUAGAUACGAAGUCUACAGAUCGCUCUCAGACUCUGCUGCACUUCAUCGCUAACAUGGUGCAUGAGAAAUACCCCGAGCUGGCCGCCUUCCACUCCGAGCUGCGCUUCAUCGACAAGGCUGCUCUGGUGUCCCUGGACGGCGUGCUGCAGGACGUACGCGCUUUAGAGAGAGGGAUGGAGGGAACCAAGAAGGAGUUCAUGGUGCAGGAUGACAUCACAGCGCUGAAAGAUUUCGUUAAAGUCAACAGCCCGCUGCUGGACUCGCUCGUUAAAGACGGCAAGACGGCGCAGGAGGCGUAUGUUUCAGUAGUGGAGUAUUUUGGAGAGAACCCGAAGACCACGCAGCCGUCCAUGUUCUUCCCUCUGUUCGUCAGAUUCGUUAAAGCGUACAAGCAAGCGGAGCAGGAGAACGAGCAGAAGAGGAAGCAGGAGAUGGCGGCGGCGGAGGAGCAGGCCAUGCCCUCGCCCAAGAAGAAAGACGCCACACCUCAGAAGGGCUCCAUGAUGCCCAUGAUGCCCAAGAUGCCUCAGAUGGAUCUGAUAGCGGAGCUGAAGAAGAGGCAGGUGAAGCCGCAGGUCACCGACGGCGCCAUCGAGGACAUCAUCACAGAUUUGAGAAAUUCUCCGUACCGCCGAGCGGAUGGCCGAAGACCGCCACAGCGGCAAGAAAAUUAACCUCCCUCAACGUUAAUCACGUUCACACGUGACAUUCCCUAUAUACACGUUUAUCUAAACAGUAUUAUUAUCAUCAUUUCUAUCAGGUUUAUUCGAUCCAAUAAAUCUUCAAAUACACUGAUAUGGUGCACACAGAUCCACACAAAUUACACACUAACACACAAAGAAACAUGUCUGACUCACACACACACACAAACACACACUUUCUUAUCACUUAUUACUUUUAAACAGCUGUAUAUAAAGGGAUAUUUAGACUAUUUUACAGUAUGUUGUCCCUCAUGCUACUUUUUUAUUGUAAUUGAGCUACUCUGAUUUAAGUAUUUUGUAAUAUUAAAAAUAGAUUGACGUUUCCGAAGUCAAAGUAGCUGCGAAUGUCUCUUUUAAUUCAUUAAAAAAAA
Hemibagrus wyckioides is the source of this 4452-nucleotide messenger RNA. RefSeq names its product formin-like 1a (gene fmnl1a). The transcript is spliced from 26 exons. NCBI's taxonomy places the organism in Eukaryota, Metazoa, Chordata, Actinopteri, Siluriformes, Bagridae. Gene Ontology annotation, cellular component: cytosol. Gene Ontology annotation, biological process: regulation of cell shape; cell migration; cortical actin cytoskeleton organization. The record is from RefSeq and is a predicted model, not a curated record. Gene Ontology annotation, molecular function: actin filament binding; small GTPase binding. The coding region runs from base 761 to 4054 and encodes 1097 amino acids.